Theileria orientalis strain Shintoku is the source of this 168-nucleotide messenger RNA. RefSeq lists its product as hypothetical. The transcript is spliced from 2 exons. Lineage: Eukaryota; Apicomplexa; Aconoidasida; Piroplasmida; Theileriidae. The record is from RefSeq and is a predicted model, not a curated record. The coding region runs from base 1 to 168 and encodes 55 amino acids.
AUGCCAAAAUGGGCGAGGAAUAAUAGACACAUUGGUGAUACCAGGAGUGAAAGGAGUCAGAACACAAACUUAAGGCGACUCGGUAAAACGAGUUUAACGGGAAAAUUAAUAUCCAGCACUGUAAAUGGCAGGUGUAAGCUCGCUAGUGGGUUCAGAUCCACCGAGUGA